This is a messenger RNA of Brassica rapa (field mustard), 1175 nucleotides long. RefSeq lists its product as uncharacterized. The record is from RefSeq and is a predicted model, not a curated record. NCBI's taxonomy places the organism in Eukaryota, Viridiplantae, Streptophyta, Magnoliopsida, Brassicales, Brassicaceae. Gene Ontology annotation, molecular function: protein binding.
AUUUCAUAUUUGUAACUAAUUCAAUAAGUACCAUCAUGCGUCUGUCUAUAUAAAUGUAAAGCCUUCCCAAAACCAAAAACAAGAUUCACAGAAAAUGGAUACUCAGGAAACGAGUUUAGGAGUGACAAGAGUGUUGAGAGAAGAGCGACCAUCGAGUAAGAUAGUGACGAUAGCUGGCUAUUCCGUGAUUAAGGGGAGAGGCGAACCCUACGAGUCCUCUGUUUUUGAAGCUGCUGGUUACAAAUGGAGACUAGUUUUGCACGUCGGUAGAGCUGGCUAUAUAUCACUAUACGUGAGGAUCGAAGAGACUGAAACUAUUCCCUAUGGUUUGGAAGUCAAUGUUGAUCUCAAACUCCUUGUUCACGUUCCAAAGCUAGACAAGUACUUGACCGUCACAGAUGGAGCAGUGAAGAGAUUCAACGCAGAGAAAAAAGAGUGGGGGUUCGAACAAUUGAUUGAUCUUGCAAGUUUCGAAAACACAAACGAAGGGUACAUUGUUCAAGACACUUGUUCUUUUGGUGCCGAGAUCUUCAUCGUUAAACCGGCCAAGGUACAAGAGAAGGUCACGUUCAUAUCAAACCCUCCACGCAAUGUAUUUACUUGGGAGAUACCUCAUUUCUCUGACAUGGAAGAUAAGUUCUACUAUUCUGAUGAUUUUCUCGUGGAAGACCGAUACUGGAGAUUAGGGUUUAACCCGAAAGGUGGGAGUGCACUUCCAAUCUAUUUAUAUGCUCAAGGCUUUAGGCCAGACGCAGUCGCUACAAACACUUGGGGAGCGGUUAAUCUGCGGUUAAAGAAUCAACGAAGCACCAACCAUAGACAAAUAUAUUCUGCAGCUUGGUACCCUAUUCGAAGCGGUUAUGGCGUGGGAGUAAACAAUAUCAUAUUGUUAGCAGAUUUAAACGAUGCAUCAAAGGGGUAUUUGGUGAAUGAUGCUAUUAUCUUCGAAGCUGAAAUGGUUAAGGUCACUGUGACCAACAUCGUCUCCGUUUAAUGAUCUAUACUUCUUUUGUCAUGGAUCAAACUUUAUGAAUAAGACGUGUGUGAUAUAAGUUUGUAAUAAGGUGAAGUUUGCCAAUGCUUGUGAUGUAAUUUUCAUUUCUGUUCAUGGUGUGUUGUUUUCUACUUUGUUAUCAAUGAAAUAAAACUCUCUUGGUUUUUAAGUUUUUAUCAAA